This is a messenger RNA of Diachasma alloeum, 1591 nucleotides long. RefSeq lists its product as uncharacterized. The transcript is spliced from 2 exons. Bases 64 to 798 code for a protein of 244 amino acids. The record is from RefSeq and is a predicted model, not a curated record. NCBI's taxonomy places the organism in Eukaryota, Metazoa, Arthropoda, Insecta, Hymenoptera, Braconidae.
CUGUGGGGAUGGAGAAGGCAGGAAAACAUAGAAAGGAUAAAGAAGAAAUAUACAAAGGCUAGCAUGGGACUGGCGAGAAACACACCAGACUACAUAUGGAGAAUGGAGGCAGGAGUAAGCAGUGUAGAAGUAGAAGCAGUCAGAAGGGCAGCGGCUUUUCUAAUAAAAUUGAGCAGAAUGGAAGAAAGUAGAUGGCCAAGAAAAUGCCUGAAAGAGGAAUUGAGGGGGAUUAAGAAUGGACAACCGUCCAGUUGGGGGCAAGGGGUGAUAGAGAGACUGAGAGAAGUAGGAGAUGGAGAGUUCCUGGAACAUCUGCGGGAGGGGAGGAAGGAAGAAGCAGAAAAAAGACUGAAGGAUAUAGUGGAGAUAGUGGAAGAUCAAGAAAAACAGAAGGAUUGGGAGAGAAUAGAAAAAUCGAAAUACUGUGACCACUACGGAGAGAUAAAGGAGAACACGGAGAUGUGUGAGUACUGGACGGAUAGAAAAUUAAACAUGGAACAGAAAAUGGCUUGGGCAAGAUGGAGAUGUGGAAAUGCAAUAAGAGGAGGGAAGAAAGGCUUUGAGGAUGACAGAUGCCGAGCAUGUGAGAAAGAGAAGGAGUCACUGGAGCACGUGGUCAGUUGCAAGGAGAUAAUGAGGAGAGUAGGACCACAUGAUGAAAGAUGGUGGAAGAGAUGGAGACAGAAAAGUAAUCGAAGACAUUGGAGAGAAAGGAUAAUAGAGGAGCUCAGAGAUUAUGCUACGAAGAGAAACUGUGAUAGGUUUGGAAGGAUAGAGAAGGCGCUGAGAGAGGAGUAGACAAAGCGAAACGCAACCAAAGAGAGGGAUGGAAGCAGAAGGGUGGAGAAGAACCAGAAAAGGAUGGAGGAACAGUGGGGGAAGGGGGGAAUGGGGUGUAAAUAAGAAGGGAAAGGUUAAAAAUAAAGAAAAAUAUAUUAUAUUAUAGUAUAUGUUGGUUAUGUGCACAGCACUAUGUUAAUAAAAUGUUUAGUAAAAUAGAGGAGGAGGAGGCUUGUGGAGAUGUAAAACAAAGAAAAACUUUUGUAACAUCAAGGAAAUAAAUUGAAAUUGAAAAAAAAAAUUGAAAUAACCGGGAGCGUCCCAAACGAGCCGUUUGCAAAGGAAACAUCUCUGGUCCAAAGGCUCCAGCGGCACGUGACAAGGUCUACGGGAGGGGCUCAUCAAAAGCAACUGCAGAAGCUCCAUCCACAUGGGGAAUAUAUGUUCCAGGAUUUCGUUCCCAUACUCCCAGUGAUUGUAGGUCUAGGAGAAACAAUCAAACAGGAUGAAUGGACAUCGCCAGAAGCAAGAACUGAAUUGAAAAAUCCUACGGAAAGGGAACUUACUGAAAACACCGAGCUGCAGUUCAUGGAGAGGCAAUCAUCUCUGAAGCAGCGUGGACAACAGUGUAUGACCACCAUAGGAGAUAGAGAUCCAGAAAACCUAGGCGAAGAUCUCGAUCCUGACGGUAACACACGGACUAGUUGUCGUCCAUGGAGAACUUCGGAUGUUGAGGAGAUUAAGGAAGAUGCUUUCGACCAUCGCAAUCGCCUGCGCAGACACUUUUUCGGUGCAGACUCGUGCGACUUGA